Molecule: messenger RNA, 6605 nt
Organism: Oreochromis aureus
Lineage: Eukaryota; Metazoa; Chordata; Actinopteri; Cichliformes; Cichlidae
Gene: epb41l2
Product: erythrocyte membrane protein band 4.1 like 2
Exons: 24
Coding region: 203-3310 (1035 amino acids)
Biological process (GO): cortical actin cytoskeleton organization
Cellular component (GO): plasma membrane; cytoskeleton
Molecular function (GO): structural molecule activity; actin binding
Source: RefSeq, a predicted model, not a curated record
UAUGAGGCGGGCCUUGGUGGAUGAUGGAUACGUCUGCUUUGCGCCCUAGCCAAAUCUUCGGUGUGGACUGUAGUUGAGAUUUUUGGAGGCUGAGGUAGUGGGACGUUCGCUAUUUUUUGGAGGAGAACGGAGCGCGAGUCCACAUUUGGAAAAGUCUCCUCAUACGCAUCGUUGGAAAUUAACAACAGGUUGAUUUGUCACCAUGACAACAGAAGCAGGCUCUGAGACGGAGGUGAAGGAGAAAGCUGAGGAGUCAGCCGCUGAGCCCGACCAAUCGGAGAAGGCCACGGAAGAUUCCCAGGAAGUAGCAAACGCUGAAGUAGAGGAGAAGGAAAAAGCAAAGGUGAAGGAAAAAGAGGAGAAGGAAGGCAAAGGAAUAUCUCGAUACCUGCCAACAUGGCUUAAGAAGCAGAAGUCUCAAAGCCAGACCUCCCCAACAAAGGAGGCCCCCCCUACAGAGGAACCUGUUAGCAAGGUGACACAGGAAGAGGAAGGGCCUGCCCCAGAAGUGAAUGGUCACGCUGAGGAAGUAGAAGAGAAGGAGGAAGUCAAGUCUGAGCAAGUGAAGGAAAAAGAAGCAGAAACUCAUUCCAACGCCAGUGCAGACACUGAGCCUGCCAAGGAAGAGAAGGUGGAAGAGAGUGCAGAGAAAAGUCCAGAAGAGACCAAGGAGACAGCAGAGGGAGAAGGAGCAGAGGAGGAGACGAAGGAGAAGGAGGGAGCAGUGGAGGCUGAAGAGGAGGCAGGAGAAGGCCAGACCUCCAUUUUCCAGUCUCCUCUUCGUCUAGUGAGAAAGAACAAGAUGAAGUUGGUGGUGUGUCACGUGACCCUCCUGGAUGGGACUGACUUCACCUGCGAGGUGGAGAAACGUGCCAAGGGUCAGUACUUAUUCUUUAAGGUGUGUGAGCAUCUUAAUCUACUGGAAAAAGACUACUUUGGCCUGGCAUACCAGGAUAACCAUGACCAGAAGUGUUGGUUGGACCCCACUAAAGAAAUUAAAAGACAGAUACGCAGUAACAACUGGCAGUUUGCAUUCAACGUCAAGUUCUACCCUCCUGACCCAUCCCUCCUCACUGAAGACAUUACAAGGUACCUUUUGUGUCUGCAGCUCCGUGAAGAUGUGGCUUCUGGACGGCUGCCUUGCUCAUUUGUAACUCACGCUCUGCUGGGCUCAUACACGCUGCAGGCAGAAAUUGGCGACUAUGAACCUGACCAGCCUCGCCCUCUGGACUUCAUUAGUCAGCUGACCUUCGCACCAAAUCAGAACAAAGAAAUGGAGGAGAAGAUUCUUGAGCUCUACAAGUCCCACAGGGGAAUGACACCAGCACAGGCCGACACCCAGUUUCUUGAAAAUGCCAAGAAGCUGUCCAUGUACGGCGUGGACCUGCACCACGCUAAGGAUUCAGAGGGUGUGGACAUCAUGCUUGGUGUGUGUGCCAAUGGACUCUUAGUCUAUAAAGACAGGCUUCGGAUAAAUCGCUUUGCUUGGCCCAAAAUACUCAAGAUUUCAUACAAGAGGAACAACUUCUACAUUAAAAUCAGACCAGGAGAGACGGAGCAGUUUGAGAGUACAGUGGGAUUCAAACUCCAGAAUCACCGAGCUGCCAAAAGGCUGUGGAAAGUCUGUGUGGAGAAUCACAGCUUCUUCAGGUUAAAUGCACCGGAGCCUCCUACCAAGGCCCGCUUUCUGACUCUGGGCUCAAAGUUUCGUUACAGCGGGCGAACUCAGGCCCAAACCCGCAUGGCCAGUUCCCUCAUAGACCGACCGGCGCCCAGCUUUGAACGCACGUCAUCAAAACGCAUCAGCCGCAGUUUGGAUGGAGCACCAAUGAUCAGCAUAACUGAGGCUGGCAGGGAAUCGGCUGAGAACGGACGCGAGCCUCACCUGGAGCUCCACUCUGACUCAAAGGUUACGGUGGUGGACGUAAGCCCUGGCGAUGCAGAGGCCAUGCCCUCCCAGCACUCACCUGGAUCCAGUGAACUUGGCCCCCCUCAGGACCAUGAUAAGACCCAAGAAGAGGUUCUGAAACACCAAGCUAGCAUUAGCCAGCUAAAACGCUCCUUUAUGGAAGCUCCACCUCCCUCUCCUCCUCAGCCCAACCAGUGGGAGAAACGGCUCACCUCCUCUCCUGCUACGAUACGUUUGCAACAGCAACAAGUGGUCAGUGUGCCCCAAACAGAAGCAGCUACAGCUGAUAACACGAUCUCUGAUACCAAAGAACCCGCAAAGACAACCGAGGUUGAAAUCGAGGAAACUGUUGUCGUCCAAGAGAUUUCCAGAGCUCCCAAACCUGGACUUAUCACGGUUGCAGCCAGUCCCCCUGCUGCUCCUUCUGCGGAGCAGGAAAUGAGGGAACAGGAAGUGAAAGUUCAAGAGGAAGCGGUGGUAGUUGAGGAAGCAAAGCCGAGGAAGGAAGAGAGCAUUUCAUCUGAGAGCGAGAGUGAAGAAGAAGCAGAGUACCAUCCAUAUCUCCCUGUGUCCAUCUCUCACACACAAAUACCUGAGGAGAAGGAAGAGGAAGAAGAGCAGGAGAAGCAAGAGGAAGAUAAGACGGCAGAGCUACAGGUGUUGGCUUCAGAUGCUUCUUCUCUUCCAGCUGAAGUCAUCCAGCCUGCAGAAGAAACCAGUCGAGAAGUAGAGGAGUCCAGGAAGGAGGACGACACAGAGACAGAGAAGACGACGAAUGCCGAGGAAGAGAAAGAAGUUGAGCGUGAGACUGAGGAGAGCACAGAUGAUCCGAUGGUGACGCCCGAUGAAGCUCCUAACGGCCUCACCCUGCCUGAGGAGGGUGUGACUGUAAUGGAUGCUCAAGCAGAGGAAGAGGAGGAGCCUAAAAUGAACGGAGAGCCCUCGCUGAUUGAAGCAGAGCCGCUGCCACAGGUUAUUUGUUGCUCUGAGCCGCCUGUGGUAAAGACAGAAAUGGUGACUAUAUCAGACACGUUUGCAGCCCAGAAAACCGAGAUAGCCACUAAAGAAGUGCCCAUCGUACAUACGGAAACCAAGACCAUCACAUACGAGGCGGCGCAGUUGGAUGGUAAUGGUGAUGGUGAGCCUGGGGUGUUGAUGACUGCUCAGACAAUCACCUCUGAAUCUUUGUGUACUACAACAACCACACAUAUUACCAAGACGCUAAAGGGCGGUCUAUCAGAGACGAGGAUUGAAAAACGCAUCGUCAUUACUGGAGACUGUGACAUCGACCAUGACCAGGCACUGGCCCAGGCCAUUAAGGAGGCCAAAGAGCAACAUCCUGACAUGUCUGUUACCAGAGUGGUGGUUCAUAAAGAAACUGAGCUGGCUGAGGAGGAUUGACUGAACUCAGAGCUGAAGGGCCCGUCGUGACUGUUUUUUCUCUGUCGAACGACCUUCAUCACCCUACGACGAUCGGCCUUGACUGACGGGAGAGGAGGAGGAGAAGAAGAGGAGCUUAAAGAACAGGGAGAGAAGGGUUUGACAAAUGGACCGAAGUUGCCACUCUCUUCCUUUCUUAUUGUCUGUGGUGCGAUCUAAAUCCCUCUCUGCAAAACCAAGAAAAAGAAAAAAAUUCUCUCAUUGUUUCUGAGGGAACAAAAAGAACCACUUUGUUAGCUUAACAAUUGUAGCUUCUUUUUUUUUAUAGUUGUGCUUUUUCUGUAACUGUUUUAUAAACAGAUGAUAGCAUGUCUGUCUUCUAUCACAAAGAUGAAACUAGGGAUGCACUGAUAACCAAUCUGGAUGAAACUGUAUCCUUGCAUUGAUCAUUUUGUACCAGUACCGAUGACCUUCAGCUAAAGUUUCUUACAAAAACAGCAGGCUGAGAUGCUGAAGUAGAGAAAGCUUUUUAUCAUAACAGUGAGGUUAUGCACCUGUACUUGGGUUCCGGUGCAUUGGCACAGAAAGGUAACUUGUUAAAUUACAGCUCCCCCUCUUGCUUCAUGGUGAUGUAAAUGGAGAGUAAUAUAAUAGUUUAUAAGGAGCAUGAAGGAAACAGGGUGUCACAACUUGGUCUGCUCUUUUUUUUUUCUAAUUAGUAUAACACACUCACUCCCACAUAUUCACAGGUGAAUGGUAGAAAUGUUGCACCUCACAUUAUCACUUCUACUUCCUGAUCAUUAGAGAAGAGCGGGAGCUGUAACUUUAACAUCUGCAGAUCAUCCAGGUCUUUUGGUUCUGUUAUUUCAUUUUUUUUCCUGUAUAGUUAUUAUUCAUCCACAUUCCUUGUGUGUGACUAGCAGCCGAGUCCAUUUUCAGUUCAAUUCACUUUUUUUGCUAAACUGGAAGAAGAGACUGGUUUUGAACAUUUUAAAUAGGGUCGGCGAGCUUCAGUAGUAGUUCGAAAAUGUAGGUGGAAUAAAUUCCAUCAAUUUUACAGUUUUAAAUUCUUUUUAAGCUAAACUGAAGGUGGAUUUGAACUGAAAAUGACAACUUCUGCACAGUAAAAAUGAAGGUUAUCAAUGGGAGCAGCUUUUCACUCCCCAGGCUCGUCCACUGUACGACACUAACCAUUCCCGCUGGGCCUGAGGGGGAGCGAGGGAGACAUAAACUGACUUUGGAUUGGGAGACCGGAGCUAUAAAGUGAAGGAUAAUUGGGAGAGUGCCCGAUAAGUACCAGGGAAUAAAAGAGAAUUUGAAUAAUAAUGCAUGUUUUCUUGCAUCCCACAGUGAAGUAUUUUAAUAUUCUGAAGGCUUAAUGCAUAAUGCAAAAUUAAUACUGCUAUUUAAAUUAUUCAGAAUGAGUUUUGUGCUCCAACUAGCACAGGUACCAAAAUGAGAACGACUUGAAAGCAGCUCAGACUCAAAUUAAUGCAGUCUGCUAACUCUGCCAAGGAGCCCGUUUGCCGCCGUAGUUCAGCUCAGUUCAUCGCCGGCUUCUUUUCAUACCUGCUUGAUAUGAUAGAACAUGGGAUUAAAUUCAGCAUGUCUUCACGCAGUUUUAUCUUCCAGGAGUCUCGAGUGAGUCUAGGUAGGACGCUACCACGUCGAUUGGUUUGAGAGCGUGUGGACUAUCUCUGCUCAUACAGCGCGUCGGGCUGCUUUGUAACUGUUUAACUACAGCUAAACGUUUCUCUGCAUGUUUUUUUUGUUUUUUUUGGUUACAUUUCAUUCAGCCGAUUUCCACAUUGUUCACCACAAAAAAACGCAACGCUCUGAAUCUGUCACCACACUUCAAACUGAGGCAAAAAAAAAAAAAUUACAACGCACCAGCCAAAAUGCAGCUUAAAGGGAAGUGUAUCAGCGGGUUUGAAGUGCUCUUGAAACCCCCGAAAUGGAAACUCAUUAUGUUUUAUUCAUUUUCUGUCCUUUUACUCUGCAAAAAAAAAAAAAAGAAAGUGAACUAAAUUGUAGCUUUGUGUAAAUAUUGGGGGCAUUAAAUGUGCUAGGUGCUUGGUCUAAUGCAUUUACUUUGACACAGAUUUUUAGCAUAAGCAGCAAAAAGGCAAAGUCAUGUUCUCCUGAAAUUUAGCUGAUUGUAAGUGAAGAAGUGCCACUGAUUUAUUAUUACAAACAUUCCACCUUAGACUGGUCUGGAUUAAUCUACGUCUCCAAUCUUUGACUGGACGUGUUUUAAAUGGGAGACAAAAGGAUAUUUUAUUUCAUUUUUAGAAAUAAAAAAGGAAAAAACUGCUAAUCAGCUUUUUAACUUGAUGAGUAAUCACUGCCCAAUUUGACCCAUUUUAAAACUUUUGUAGUUAAGCGUGCUCAUCAGACUGAGAGCUGAAGCUUUUUUAAAAUCGGGAAACGCAGGUCUGAGCUCUACUAUGCAGUUAAAUGACAUUCCACGAGGGGGAAGCUUUAACCUCGAACCCUCUUGUAAAGAGACAAAGCAGCAGAAAAGCAUUUUUUUUUUUCUUUAUAAAAAUGUAAACCGUGCAACACUAGGCAGCUUUGGAAGCUUUUGAUGUUCCAAAAAAACAAACAAACAGAAAAAAAGCCUUUGGUAAUAUCACAGUGACCACAUUUGUAGAUUUUUCUUUUUCAUAAUUUCUCGUUUUUUCUCUGUAAUCUAGUUGUUUAAAGGUGGGAUUUCUUGUUCCCCCUCCAUCUUGCAUAUUUGUAAAAUUGUUGCAGUGUUGUUGUUUUUUUUUGAAAACCACUACAAAUGAAAAUUUCUGCCACUGUUUUCCUUUUUGUACGUUUAGCCCCAGCUUUAACCGCUUUUCCGGGUUCUUCUGGGCUCUCUUAACCAAUCACAUGAGCUUUGAGGCUGCGGAAUCGGAUUUUCCCAAAUGCGUCAUGUUACGCUAGGUUACACCAAGAAAAGUUUUACCAACCUCUACGCCUGUGAAUCCACAUCAGAGAGCAUUAAAUCCACAUGGUGUUAUAGCAGAUUAUAAUUGGAGGAUCCUCUGAACACUUAAAUCUCAGGCUUUGUUUCACACUCUGGAGAAACGGGAAACCAGCACAGUUUUUAUAUUUUAUUAAUAAAAUAAAACUCACACAUACAAUGGAAACCUUAAAGAAACUCAUUUUGGAAAACCUACCAGCUGCCUCAUUGCUCUCUGUUAGCUAACCAGUGAUCACCAGUAGGGUUUUUCUGUCUAGCAGCUUAAAUGUCUUGUAUCUCCCCCCACACAGCCACUCCUCCCCCCCUGUGUAACACUGUUUAAAUAAAGGAUUGUUAUACUCG